CAUCAGAACCAGAUAUGUGGGUACCGCGUGUGAUGAAUGGUUAUCCUGCAAAGAAAGGAGACGUGCCAUACCAGGUGGCGAUAAAAGGUUUAGUGAAUCGCCGUUUAAGAAAAUAUAAAACAUCCUGUGGUGCAACAAUAAUCAAACCGAAAAAGUGUGUGUCAGCAGCUCAUUGUUUCCAUGUUAUCGGAGGUGUAUGUCGCGAUUUAUUUUAUCCAGGGUAUGAGAGAGUAUGCCAAGCCGACGAGAAGACAUACGUGGAUAAAUUUGCUGUAGCAGGUAAUUUAGAUAAUGUAGCCGUAUUUCAAGAGGAUCCCGACAGUCAGUGGAGGACUAUACAGAAAGUGUUCUACCCAAAAAAGUAUAAGUUCCCACUACACGAUAUAGCAAUAGUGUUUCUUCACCAACCUUUCAUAUAUAAUGCUUAUGUGGGAGAAAUACCGACCGCAUCACUAAAUGUAGAUUAUAUUGGCCAGUGCCUCGUAUCAGGAUAUGGAAGAACCGGCCAUAAAGAAAAUGACCAAUCGACAAAACUGUUGCUGGCAAAUUUGGUUCUACUACCAAAGAAGCCCUGUAAUAAGCUUCAUCGCAAGAUGAUGGAUGAUUUUGUUUGCACAGCUUCAAGUCCUACGGAUGUCGGAAAGGGUGACUCUGGUGGACCCCUCGUGUGUGCACAUACUGGCGAUCCAAACGAGAAGGAUAAAGGAGUGUUGGUUGGCGUUGUAAGCGGUCAUAGUGUUGGCAAAGGAUCUUUCUUCACUAGAGUCUCCAAAUACAAGAAAUUCUUAGAAAAAACCAAAUCUGGGGCAUAUUCAACUCACAGUUCACAACAUUGCACUUUCAUAUUUUUGGGAUUAAUAUACCUAACCGUUUUCUUGUUUUGACUUGUUUUAUUAAUAUAUUUUACGCCGCCAUGCGUACAUAAAAAGGAACCAGGUCAUA
Molecule: messenger RNA, 942 nt
Organism: Trichoplusia ni (cabbage looper)
Lineage: Eukaryota; Metazoa; Arthropoda; Insecta; Lepidoptera; Noctuidae
Product: chymotrypsinogen A-like
Exons: 6
Coding region: 15-884 (289 amino acids)
Biological process (GO): proteolysis
Molecular function (GO): serine-type endopeptidase activity
Source: RefSeq, a predicted model, not a curated record